Molecule: messenger RNA, 938 nt
Organism: Hibiscus syriacus
Lineage: Eukaryota; Viridiplantae; Streptophyta; Magnoliopsida; Malvales; Malvaceae
Product: trihelix transcription factor ASR3-like
Exons: 2
Coding region: 48-938 (296 amino acids)
Source: RefSeq, a predicted model, not a curated record
UAAAUUCUACACACAACAUUCCCACUCUUCUCACCCAUGCUUAAACCAUGUCCAACCCUCUCCCGCCACCACCACCUCCGUCCUUACCUUCAACCUCCCACCACCACCACCACCAACCACCGUACAUCACCACACCAACCACCUCCACCAACCGUGAAUACCGCAAAGGGAACUGGACAAUCCAAGAAACUCUAACUCUCAUCACCGCCAAAAGAAUCGACGACGAACGCCGUGCCAGACCUUCCACGAGCCCACCGUCGAAACCAGGCGAGUUAAGGUGGAAAUGGAUCGAGAACUACUGCUGGGAUCACGGCUGCUUCCGUAGCCAAAACCAAUGCAACGACAAAUGGGAUAACCUCCUCCGCGACUACAAAAAGGUUCGACAGUACCAAUCAUCGUCGUCUUCCCAACAAUCCCCGUCUUACUGGUCCAUGGACAGGCACCAACGUAAGCUCCAUAACUUGCCCACCACCAUGUCCCCUGAAGUCUUCGAAGCACUCAACGAUGUUCUUCAAAGAAAAUACACCACCCAUCAGCAACAGCCACCUUCGGUUUCUCAAUCACCGGAGCAACUAGCUGGUAAGACAGACCGGCAGGCGCCGGAGAUUGAAGCUCCGGUUACAAUUUCAGAAGAGACUGAUUCCUCGGAGACAGAGUCAAGUGAAAAUCUGGAUUCGGAGACGAAACGUAAAAAAGUUCGAAAAAUCGGUUCGAGCAUAAUGCGGAGUGCCUCCGUCUUAGCUCGAACCCUUAAAAGCUGCGAAGAGAAUAAAGAGAAACGACACCAACAAGUGAUGGAAUUGGAACACCGUCGACUACGGAUCGAAGAAACUCAGAACGAAGUCAACCACAAAGGGAUGACGGAUCUUGUCGCCGCUACGACCAACUUAUCCGGAGCUAUUCAAUCCCUCAUCGCCAACCAUUGCGAUAAAUCGUGA